GCACCUGUUUUUGCCUUGAUAUAUAUGCUAUUAAUACUAACUGUACCUGGCUUUGGUGAUACAUGUAUACUAUGUAAUGUAAUACCCAUAUAUUUGCGUUUAAUUUAUUUCGAUUUCGAAUGAUUGCAAAGCCAUAAAAAAUGGAACGUACGUUCGUUUUUUAAACAAAACAUUUCGUCUGCUAGCCACAACAGUGACAGUCAUAAUAUAGGCCUACUACGAGCGGUCAACGGUAAAGAAAGACCUUUAUUCUGUCUUAUGGAACUAGUGAUCGUGCAAGUUCAUGCUUGUAACCUGAUCAAGACUAUAAGCUUAACAGUUUGUUUAAAGUAUAUAGGAAUAUAGUUUGGUUUCUCGGAAGGAAUUAACGAAUUGUUCGUGGACUUAUAACUUAUUAGCCGCACUCAGCAUCUUGUGUUUAUGUCAGUGACUCAUCAAAUAGAAUCUACCUACACAGUUGGGAAACCUCCAAGCAAGUGAAUUAUCUAUUGAAGUUCUGUUGAUUUAGAAGUGUUAAUUAACUGUUAUUAAUUUUAGUGCAUGUUUUGUUGUUUUCUUAAAUUCAGAUUUUGAUCGAAAAUUGUGUAUUUCACAAUGAUUAUUAUGAAGAAUUACUUACUAUUGGAAUAUAAUUAAAAUAAAAUGAUGCCUGGAAACUUUCUACCACAGCCUCCUUCGAGACCAAAAUUAACAGGGGGUAAAAGGGCACCAUCAUGCCCCCUGGCAAUGUCAAUUAGCUCUAGUGAAAGUGAUGAAGAAGAAAAUAAUGUUUCUAUGGAAAAGACACCAAGCCCCAGAAUCAGUCUCGAUCUAGGAAAUUUGAAAUCUAGUCCACGAUCAAAAGUUGAAAAAAGUGAAAAUGAUCAUGGUAGCCCCAGCCCUUGUAGUGAUUCAUCCCGAAACCCUUCAGCUGUGUCAAAUUAUGCGACAGAACAUGAUCAUGACUAUGAAAAUAUAGCAUCACCGUGUAGUAGUACGGCUAGUGGACCAACUUAUGUGCGGCCACCAGGUUUCGAACAUCAUGCUCAAGAAAUUGUCUCAAAUUCCAAAAUCAAGAAGAAAAAAACAGCAUUAUUUCCGUCCAGAGAGAAUUUAAGAAAGCGUGAACAAACAGUAACACCUCCUAAAGUUAAACCAAAAAGAGAACCUUUACCAAUGAAAUUGAGAGCCUUACCCCAAUCAUUCUGGCAGCAACCCAACAUUCCCCAUCAAGUAUCACCUGGCAGUAUAUUUCCUAUUUUACCACCUUUAUCUAUUAAAGAUACGGGAGAAGAUGUUACAGAAGUUCGACCUGUGACUCCACCAACGGAUCAAGAAUCGAAGAAGACUUCACGUUUACCUGAUCAGAAGGUUUCGGUGGCUGAUACUGCUUUAUUGUUUCGUCUAUUUGAUAGUGUCAGCCAGAAUAAGAAACCAAAUCCUAAAUCACAUAAACGACCCAGAAUGAAGACGCCGAGAACUGUUGUAAGAUGUAAAAGUAAUAUGAAAGGAUUAUUAUCUGGUAAUGAUCCAUAUCUAGUGGAAGAUGUCACUGACAAAUUGUUUCCACAAUUAUCGUUAGAACAUGGUAGAAAUGGCGGAGGUGGCGGUAUGACUACUUUACAAGUUAUUACGGUUCCUAACGGCGACAGGACACUGACUUUACCAACUCUCAGUAUCGAACAAAACUAUCCGCAGAUACUGUCAGAAUUGGUGAUGCAUAUUUAAUGAUAGAUUAACUGGGCUUUAUUUUAUAGUGUUACAAUCUGACUAAUUCAUAAAAAACAAAGAAGAAGUAAAGGGACUGAUCUACCACUACAACUUAGGUAUCAUUUAGUUGUGUUGUUUUAGCAGGAGUUCCUGUAUUUAAUGUUUAGUUUCAGGCCUUUGUUGGAAAUGAAAUGAAAUGGGGUUUAACGUUCUACUGUUCUGCUGCAAAUGGGCUAAUGAAGACUGACACAUGCCAUACAGUGUGCAAUGAUUGAAAUUUUGCCCGGGCAGCAGCACUAUGGCCUACUUUUAUAUCGAAUUCCAACUGCCAAGGGAUCUUUUAUGUGCAUGCCAAUGUAUACACAGGACCCCGUUUACUUCGUCCCAUCUGAAUGACUAGCUGUCCUUGUCAGGCCCUCCAUCCUGCACCACUGACAAGGGAAAAACCAUGACGGAAAAUCACGAUGAACUUUCUCAGCCAAUGCAGGGAGAGAGAACCAUUAAACAUCGAAACUCCUGCUAAAACAGCCUAACUAAAUGAUACCCAAGUUGUUGUGUACAUUUGGGCAAUUUUGAAUCCCAUGCCAACUACAAUAUUGUAAAAGUUAAAUCUCUAAAAGAAAUAUCAGUCCAAAAAUGGUUUAAUUUGUUUCAGUAUUUACAAAGAUAAGAUGUGUUGAAAAUGUCCUAACAUUAGGCAACCUCUGACAAGGGCAGUAAGACCUAUAAGUGAUGGAUAAAAUCUUUUGAUGGGCCUCUUUAUGUUAUUAAAUUGAACCCUAGCUGGGAAGAUUAUCUGCAGUUGAUAUGUGGAUUUCUGAUUUUCUUAAUUAAAACAUUAAAAUACAUGUUAAUUGGGAUUUAGGCUUGAAAAUUGAGAUAUUGUUGGAAAAGCGCAAAUGGCGACCAGCUGCCUUAAAGAAAUCAUAUUGGUAUAGCCAUUCUAAUAUCUGUUGAAUUUUUUAAUUGAAUGACUAUUUGAAGGAAUCUCUUUUGUAUUAUCUGAUGGUUAUGAUAUAUUUGUGUUAUCUGCCAUGAUGGUUAUUUGUAUAUAAGAAUCAUAAACUAGAAUUGUAUAUAAUAUGUAUAAUUAUUAAGAUAAGUACUGUGAUAGUAUUGAUUAAGACGAGCAUUAUUUAAUCAUCGUCUUUUCAUAAUUUAUUGAUAUUUUUAUUAUUCCCUCCAGUCGUCCAUUCAGUGUUUUAUUUAUAUCUAUAUAUAACGAUCCCCGGAAAACCUCCAUAAUUAUUUUAAAUAAUGCAAGUAAUUAUGUCAACAUAUUCUUUCCCUAAGUAUAACAU
This is a messenger RNA of Patella vulgata (common limpet), 2990 nucleotides long. RefSeq lists its product as uncharacterized. Bases 643 to 1707 code for a protein of 354 amino acids. NCBI's taxonomy places the organism in Eukaryota, Metazoa, Mollusca, Gastropoda, Patellidae. The transcript is spliced from 4 exons. The record is from RefSeq and is a predicted model, not a curated record.